Messenger RNA from Symbiodinium sp. CCMP2456, 672 nucleotides. The record is from the annotation of a GenBank genome assembly. NCBI's taxonomy places the organism in Eukaryota, Dinophyceae, Suessiales, Symbiodiniaceae.
AUGCUGCUUCUGAUUCCAGCUGCCGAUGCGGAUUCAAGUUUUUGCGCCAACUUUACCAUAGACCCUCCUUGCCGAUUGUGCGUAGAUGCUCCUGCAGUACCAGAACUGACGGCCUUUGCCGAGCAGCUUGCCUCUGCGACGCAGCGCGCGCCGCAGAGGUUGGCCGAGCGGUUGACGGAGCAGCUGCAGCAGUCUUGCCUCGAAGAGGCAGCCAUGGGCCAAAGCAGCUUCACUUGGGACAUGCAGCUGCCGUCCAACAGUCGCACGUUUAUGCACCAGGUAGCUCGCGCAUUUGCCUCGCGGGUGGACGCGCUGGGCUUCAAGCAAGUGGAGUGGUGGAAUGGAAGGGAAUGGAGCAAGCAGAGCCGCCAGUAUCAUAUCGUGCACGACCCGGUGUAUGAGAAGUAUCACAUGAAGAUUAAAGUGCACUGGCUCGAAAGGCUUCCGCAAGAGGAGGACGCUUCCGCGCCGAGGCGCCAGAUAACUCCUCAACCUGGUUUUACAGCUCCGAGUGCUGAGCAAGCCGUGGUCGAGCAGGUGUCAAACUGGCUGGACAUGCAGAGGCAGAUGCUGGAGCAGCAGCUUGGAAUUCACGCUGCCGACGACACCCAAGAAAACAGAGAAUGUCUGAAGGCUGCGCAUGGCACCCAAAGUACGACUUCCACUCUUUGA